Molecule: messenger RNA, 3319 nt
Organism: Oncorhynchus mykiss (rainbow trout)
Lineage: Eukaryota; Metazoa; Chordata; Actinopteri; Salmoniformes; Salmonidae
Source: RefSeq, a predicted model, not a curated record
AGAUAGAUAGAGAUAGAGAACACUGGUGUAUAGAGAGCAGGAACUGGGAGUAAGAGUAGGGUGGAAUUCACACGGAAUAUUCAGCUGUACAUUUCGUUGGAUAUAUGUUUUCAUAAUAAUUAUUGCGACGUGGACACUGUUUCUCUUGUCUCAGAUGUGAUCGUGUUUUCAUCACAUCACUGCCCCCGGUGUCCAGUGAGUGACAACUACAGUGGAUAUUAUUUAACUCCGCUAGAACAGCCGUCAGUCAGCCUUCACUUUCGAGGUUUUGGAGUCGAUCAAUUACUUUAAUUGGAAAAUACAUUCCCAACAUGGCUAUGAAUCAAGAAAGGAAUAAACAGCUUAUAAUAAAGCUGUUGGAGAGACCGGGGAACGGGAGCUGCGUGGAUUGCGGAGCUGCAGACCCGGAGUGGGCGUCCUACACCCUGGGUGUGUUUGUGUGUCAGAGCUGCUCGGGUCUCCAUAGAAACAUCUCCCAGAUCAGCAAAGUCAAGUCUGUCCUGCUGGACCCAUGGAGUGAUGCAGAGGUAGAGUUCAUGGCGUCCAACGGCAACAAUGCUGCUAAAGCCAAAUAUGAACAGAAGGUGCCUGUUUUCUACUACCGUCCAACACACACAGACUGCCAGCUCCUUCGGGAACAGUGGAUCAGAGCCAGAUACGAGAGGAAGGAGUUUGUGUGUGUGGAGAGACAGGAGCCUUACUCUGCAGGGUACCGAGAGGGGUUUCUAUGGAAACGGGGCCGAGAUAACGGACAGUUCCUGAGUCGAAAAUGUAUUCUGUCAGAGCGGGAUGGUGCUCUGAAGUACUACAACAAGCAUGAUGCCAGAGAGCCCAAGGCUCUGAUGAAGAUUCACACCCUGAAUGCCUCCUUCCAGCCUGGGAAGAUCGGCCAGCCUCACGGCCUGCAGGUCACCUAUCUGAAGGACAACAGCACUAGGAACAUCUUUGUCUACCACAAGGAUGGCAAGGAAAUGGUGGACUGGUUCAACGCCAUCAGAGCAGCCAGAUUUCACUACCUACAGGUUGCUUUCCCUGGGGCCCAUCACGCUGAUUUGGUGCCAAAGCUGACACGAAACUACAUCAAGGAAGGCUACAUGGAGAAGACGGGUCCAAAGCACACAGAAGGCUUCAAGAAGAGAUGGUUCACUAUGGAUGACAGGAGACUCAUGUACUUCAAGGAUCCUCUGGAUGCCUAUGCGCGCGGUGAGGUGUUCAUUGGUAGUAAGGAGAACAGCUACAUUGUGCUCCCCGGCCUUCCCCCAUCCACCCAGGGCUACCACUGGCAGUUUGGCAUCACCAUAGUAACGCCCGACAGGAAGUUCCUGUUUACGUGCGAGACCGAAGAGGAGCAGCAGGAUUGGAUGGCUGCUUUUCAGGGUUUGGUGAAUCGACCAAUGCUGCCCCAGGAAUAUGCAGUGGAGGCCCACUUUAAGCACAAGCCCUGAGAGGAGGAGGAGAAGGAAAAAGAGGGAGGCUGGACUGGAGGCUGGACAUACCCCCUGGAUGAGGACAGACAAAUAGGAUCCUUCUCCUCAUAAUGAGAAAAAUCCCACCAAGUUGACUACAUACCCUUCAAUGGCGCUGCUAGUGCUGAGUGAUUAGUGCUUUUUGAGGUUGGUUCGGUUCCGGUUAGAUAAGAAAAUAAUCAAGUAUUUUUUACAUUAAAUGCACUAUUCAUAAUGUGGGUUGAAUACUGUAACAACACAGAAUAAAACAAAUUAAUAAAAUUUCCAUGAAGGUAGUGACUGCCCAUUACUGCUUACCACUUAAUACCCAUAAUUUAUUCACAUUACUUUAAUCAAAUAUUUCAGUUGUUGUGCAUUUACAUUUGUUUCAUUUUAUGACUUUAUUAUUUCAUUCCAAGUCAUCAUCUCAUCUCCAUAGAGCUGCUGCCUAUGCUCUCUGACAAAAUCACAAUUUUAGUAGUUCUUUAAAGUAAAUGAGGCAUAUUUUAUGACUGCUGAAUACCAGCUAACAAUCACUUAGAUCAUGUAUUUUCAGGUAGAGAUAUCUUGUGAAGCAACAGAUGCUCUCUAAAUCACCUCACAAUCACGCAUUCUUCUGUCUCUUCCAUAGCAAUUGAAAAGAAACACAGAUGGGACAAGUAGAUUCACAAUGGAUUAUGGUCACCACGUUAAACUAAUGUUGAAUAUUAGCCUUGUUGGAAACUACAACUCCCUACUAUAUUGCACAGUUCAGGCAGUAUGCAAUAUAUCUAGAGUUUCUAGAGAAACUGUGCAACCCAAACAAAAUGGAAUUCAAAUCAUUUAACCUCCGUCGGUCAAUUAGUUGUUCAAAAAACGAAAAAUAACCGACAUUUAGAUUAAUCGCUCAGCACUAGGCACUACACAUGCUAAAACAGAUUUUCUGGCAAGUGCACCCUCUAUUCAUCUCUAUGACCCUGCCUCAUGUAUCUCCAGACUCAGCUUUGUGCCAACUCCACCCUCUAUUCAUCUCUAUGACCCUGCCUCAUGUAUCUCCAGACUCAGCUUUGUGCCAACUCCACCCUCUAUUCAUCUCUAUGACCCUGCCUCAUGUAUCUCCAGACUCAGCUUUGUGCCAACUCCACCCUCUAUUCAUCUCUAUGACCCUGCCUCAUGUAUCUCCAGACUCAGCUUUGUGCCAACUCCACCCUCUAUUCAUCUCUAUGACCCUGCCUCAUGUAUCUCCAGACUCAGCUUUGUGCCAACUCCACCCUCUAUUCAUCUCUAUGACCCUGCCUCAUGUAUCUCCAGACUCAGCUUUGUGCCAACUCCACCCUCUAUUCAUCUCUAUGACCCUGCCUCAUGUAUCUCCAGACUCAGCUUUGUGCCAACUCCACCCUCUAUUCAUCUCUAUGACCCUGCCUCAUGUAUCUCCAGACUCAGCUUUGUGCCAACUCCACCCUCUAUUCAUCUCUAUGACCCUGCCUCAUGUAUCUCCAGACUCAGCUUUGUGCCAACUCCACCCUCUAUUCAUCUCUAUGACCCUGCCUCAUGUAUCUCCACCCUCUAUUCAUCUCUAUGACCCUGCCUCAUGUAUCUUCAGACUCAGCUUUGUGCCAACUCCACCCUCUAUUCAUCUCUAUGACCCUGCCUCAUGUAUCUCCAGACUCAGCUUUGUGACUCCACCCUCUUAGUCACUUUAUCUUUCCAUGUCGUUGGACUCAGGAGGACAUCUGAAAUGGCUCCCUAUUCCCUAUAAAACACCUUUAUAGGGCUCUGGUAGUAGUAGUACACUAUAGAGAAGAGGGGGCCAUUAAUCCAAAUCACCAUUAUUCACCAAGUACAUUUACACAUACCCAGAAUGUGCCUUGGUGCUGCCAGCAGUAGACAAUAUA